This is a messenger RNA of Peromyscus leucopus (white-footed mouse), 1638 nucleotides long. It is a transcript of the gene Hmgn5, whose product is annotated as high mobility group nucleosome binding domain 5. Bases 157 to 1065 code for a protein of 302 amino acids. Gene Ontology annotation, molecular function: nucleosomal DNA binding. Gene Ontology annotation, biological process: chromatin organization. The transcript has 6 exons. The record is from RefSeq and is a predicted model, not a curated record. Lineage: Eukaryota; Metazoa; Chordata; Mammalia; Rodentia; Cricetidae. Gene Ontology annotation, cellular component: nucleus; chromatin.
UAACGAGAGAUUUUUUUUAGGGGGAGGGGGGACGCGAGAACAUAUCGUGCUGCAAUUAGUUCAUUGAAAACUCAGUCGCUCGCGGAGCGGUCAGACGGAGACUCCUCUCGGCAUUUUUCCCUCCUGCCUAAGGAUCUCCUGCGGAGAGCUGCAACAAUGCCCAAAAGAAAGGCUGCAGGUGAUGCCAGUCAGGAGCCAAAGAGAAGAUCUGCCCGACUGUCUGCUAUGCCUGUGCCCUUUACACCACCAGAGUUGAAACCUAAAAGAGCAUCUACUCCAAGGAAAGUGAAGACCACAAAUGUUGUUGUGGAAGAAAACAAAGAUGCAGCUGCCAUAACAAUUCCUGACCCCAAGCCAGAAGAUGUUAAAGAAGAGUGCAACAUGGACAGUGCCGAAAACGGCGAAGCCAAAAUGGUGGAGGCACCCAUUCCUAAAAUGGAAGCUGAGGAAGUAAAGGAACAGAUGAAUGAAGACACUGAAGAAGACGGAGGAGAAAAGAAAGAAGCAGAGGCAGCAGAAGGAAAGGAGGAGGAGCUAGAAGAAAAUGUCCAAACUAUCGAGAAGGAUGAAACUGGAAAGGAGGACAAAGAUGAUGGCGAGGAGGUGAAAGAUGGAGAAAGGGAAGAAGUCCUGGAAGAGAAAAUCGAUGCGGCAGAAAGUGAGGCUGCAAAGGAGAACAAGGAUGCUGAAGAGAAAGGAGGCGAUGAGGAAGAAGACAACAAAGAGGAAGGGGCUGGGAAGAAGGAAGAAGAGAAAGAUGACAAACAAGAGGAGGCUGAAGCGGAGGAAGAAGUGAAAGAACAGGAGGAGGAGGAAGAAGAGAAAGGCGGAAAAUUCGAGGAAGAAGAAGAGGAAACUAAGGAAGAUGGGAAGGAAGGCCAGAGUGAGGAAGAGGGCAAGGAGAAAGAUGACGGGAAAGAGGAAGAUAGAAAGGAGGAAGGAGGAGAAGAAAAAGAGGUUGCAGGGGAAGGAAAUGAUGAAACCAAGGUGGAGGCUGAAAAAGAAGCUGAAAACCAAGAUUUCCAACAAGAUGAAGAAGAAGAGGGGUCUCUGCGCAUUGUCUAAAACUGCCCUAUGUGAUGUCAUCAUUUGGUAACAUGUACCUUCCUGUUGUAAUGUUAAUAGAGAUAAAUAUUUUUAUCAGAUAUUUUAUAAACAGUGCUUUUCUUUAGCAUCAUUCAAUCUUGGAACAUCAUCAUUCAGGUUAUUAGUUGCAAAAUACCUAACAUGACACCUUUAUACAUUUGUGAUUACCGUAGUGCAAAACAUAAAAUGUAUACUUGCAACUUUGUGAAUUUCACUGUGUGUAAGUUAUAUAUUAAAUCUUUGAUUUUCAAUUUUAUUCUUAUACGUGAUAAUUUUGCAAAGUAGGAGAAUUCGAGAAGAAAGAGUUUGGUACAACUUUGCUGUAGUUCUGUAGGUUGCUUUUAUAAAGAAGGUCAACUAUUUUCAGGUAAUGUUAAGAGUUAGAAUUGCCAUUACCAAAUAUAACUGUAUUAGUAGCUUGGAAAGAAUAUAAAAUCUUAAUUUCAUUUUUGAAUAAAUUUGAAUGUUUAUUUCAGGAGGGCAGUUUUGAUUAUAUGUGUAUGCACAAAGUUUUGCUGGGUUUAUCAUAAUAAAAAAGUUCCACAAAGGUCA